Molecule: messenger RNA, 4579 nt
Organism: Pelobates cultripes (western spadefoot toad)
Lineage: Eukaryota; Metazoa; Chordata; Amphibia; Anura; Pelobatidae
Source: the annotation of a GenBank genome assembly
AAUGAAUAAAAAUGAACAAGCACAGGAAUCUAAUGACUGAAAAGAUCUUGGAUCUCACCCUGGAGAUCAUCUACCUGCUGACUGGAGAGGUGAGGGAUUCUGGGUAAUGUCAGUAUGGAGAUCAUCUACCUGCUGACUGGAGAGGUGAGGGAUUCUGGGUAAUGUCACCAUGGAGAUCAUCUACCUGCUGGCUGGAGAGGUGAGGGAUUCUGGGUAAUGUCAGCAUGGAGAUCAUCUACCUGCUGGCUGGAGAGGUGAGGGAUUCUGGGUAAUGUCAGCAUGGAGAUCAUCUACCUGCUGACUGGAGAGGUGAGGGAUUCUGGGUAAUGUCAGUAUGGAGAUCAUCUACCUGCUGACUGGAGAGGUGAGGGAUUCUGGGUAAUGUCACCAUGUAGAUCAUCUACCUGCUGACUGGAGAGGUGAGGGAUUCUGGGUAAUGUCAUUAUGGACAUCAUCUACCUGCUGGCUGGAGAGGUGAGGGAUUCUGGGUAAUGUCAGUAUGGAGAUCAUCUACCUGCUGACUGGAGAGGUGAGGGAUUCUGGGUAAUGUCAUUAUGGAGAUCAUCUACCUGCUGGCUGGAGAGGUGAAGGAUUCUGGGUAAUGUCAUUAUGGAGAUCAUCUACCUGCUGACUGGAGAGGUGAGGGAUUCUGGGUAAUGUCAGUAUGGAGAUCAUCUACCUGCUGACUGGAGAGGUGAGGGAUUCUGGGUAAUGUCACCAUGGAGAUCAUCUACCUGCUGACUGGGGAGGUGAGGGAUUCUGGGUAAUGUCAUUAUGGAGAUCAUCUACCUGCUGACUGGAGAGGUGAGGGAUUCUGGGUAAUGUCACCAUGGAGAUCAUCUACCUGCUGACUGGAGAGGUGAGGGAUUCUGGGUAAUGUCAGUAUGGAGAUCAUCUACCUGCUGGCUGGAGAGGUGAGGGAUUCUGGGUAAUGUCAUUAUGGAGAUCAUCUACCUGCUGGCUGGAGAGGUGAGGGAUUCUGGGUAAUGUCAUUAUGGAGAUCAUCUACCUGCUGGCUGGAGAGGUGAGGGAUUCUGGGUAAUGUCAUUAUGGAGAUCAUCUACCUGCUGACUGGAGAGGUGAGGGAUUCUGGGUAAUGUCAGUGGAGAUCAUCUACCUGCUGACUGGAGAGGUGAGGGAUUCUGGGUAAUGUCAUUAUGGAGAUCAUCUACCUGCUGACUGGAGAGGUGAGGGAUUCUGGGUAAUGUCAGUAUGGAGAUCAUCUACCUGCUGACUGGAGAGGUGAGGGAUUCUGGGUAAUGUCAUUAUGGAGAUCAUCUACCUGCUGGCUGGAGAGGUGAGGGAUUCUGGGUAAUGUCAGUAAGGAGAUCAUCUACCUGCUGGCUGGAGAGGUGAGGGAUUCUGUGAAUUCCAAUCACUUUACACUAAGCACAUGUUAUAAAACAGAGCUCAAAAUUUCUAUUAGCCAUUAGUCACUGAUGAGUAGAUAUUCACCCUUGGUGAGUGUGACAUGGACUCUCUGGUGGUUGGUAACUUUUAAGGGAUGGCUACUAGUGUUGGACUUGAAAUUUUAUAGAAGAUAAAAAUAUCUUAAAGGGAAACUGUUUAUAUUUUUGUAUAAAAUAUUGAAAACAAAUUAUAACCUGUGUUAUUUUCUUUCAUGAGAUGCUCAGUUUUCUUUUAAAUGUAUACUAGAAAUUUAUCAACUAACAUCAUAAUCCAGUUCAGAUGUGUAAAGGUUUGUGCAAACAUAGCAAAUAAAGAGGAGAAACAGAAGCAUUGUUUCCUCUUCUCUGUAUGCAUGGAUACUUUGGACAACAAAGACGGAGGUGUCAAUAUGCAGGAGAUAUGGAUUUCUAUAUAAUUAGUUUUACUUGUCACACCUUGAAUCCUUAUAUCUGUUAAAUAUAGGAUAGGUCUACAUAACAUUAGUGCUCCUCUGCAGAUUACCUUUUAAACAUAAUAUUAAGAUUCCUUGGAAGUGACAGUUUACCUUUAAUAAAUGUUACUAUGGUAGUAUUUUGUAUAUGGUAAAUAUAGGUCUAAUUUAGAUGAUAAAAAGUGAGACUGUUUAUGUAGAUUAACACUUCUGGGUACAACAAAUAUAAUGUGUCUGUGUGUGUAUAUAGGACACUGCAUGAGAUAAGAACAGAAAAAGUUGAAAAGAACCAACUGUGGAAUUACUCGUGUCACAGCAGCUAAAGGUCUAAUUGUAUUAGUGUUUCUUUCAAUAUCUAGGAUCAUGUGGUUGUGAAGAAGCCUUGUGAUUCUGUCUCACACACAAGUAAUCCACAUGUAUCAGCAACAUCAUUUACAACUCAGAAUCCAGAUGUGAUCUGCCUACCUCACUCUCUGAUACAUGAGAGAAAGAAUGACAAGAAGAUCCUGGAACUGACCAAUAAGAUCAUCCAACUGCUGACUGGAGAGGUGAGGCUGCAGGGAAUGGGACAUUAUACAGUAUAAACCAAGCGAUGUGUCUGGAUGGUGACUGUAUCAUUGUGUGUGUCAGGUUCCUAUAAGGUGUGAGGACAUCGCUGUCUAUUUCUCCAUGGAGGAGUGGGAGUAUCUAGAAGGACACAAGGACCUGUACAGGGACAUGAUAAUGGAGGACCACCAGCCACAUAGCCUGGGUAAGAGAAAUCAACCUUGUCUUUGUUUAUUAUACCAGAUACAAUGUAUGCAAACAAAUUAUGAUGUUUUAGACAACAGUUUCUUGAUAAUUUCUCAGCUAUGUCCACAAUAUGUUAUUCUUUUUUUUUCUUCUAGGAGAUAAGUCCGUAACUGGUGAAUUUCACGCUCCUGUUUAUUUUAAUAAUUUUGGAACCAAAGAUAAAACUGAAAAUAUAACCAAAAAUGGAAGAAAAUAUCUAAAACUCAACAAACCAAAGACCAGAAAAACCUCAGAACUUAAACCAACAAAAUAUAUAUCUACUCGUACUAAGAAGACAUCAGCCAUGUGUGAAGGACAUUUUACGCACACUAACAUUUAUUUACCCACAGAACAUAUAGAAACAGAAUAUCCACCUACUUCUAUUAAGCAAGAAUUUGCUUUACAUGAGGAUGUAAAUCUCCCAAACACUGAUAUCCAUGCUAUAACAAAAGAUAUGCAGACAGAGAAUUCACCCACUCAUAUAAAGGAGGAACCUGCCUUCUGCAAAGCAUUAAAUCUCACAGAUAUUCCCAAUUAUACACGAACAGAGCAUACACAGACAGUGGAUGCAUUUGCUUUUUUUGAUAGUUAUCUAGAAGACAACAGCCACAUGCCAGAUAUUAGCUAUUUCAUGCCUCUACCCUAUGAUACAUUUAUUAAUCAGAAAUCUAGUAAAUAUACACAAAAUACUCAGAACUUUGAGGCACUAUUUCACUAUUCUGAGCACCCAAAAAACUUUAUAAACUCAGAGCUCGUCAGACAUCUGUCUGCUCCCAGGGUAACCAAAGCAGCCUCUUCUGACACUGGAAAACUCGUUUUUUCUCAUUCUGAAAUUAGACCUCCAAAAAUUCACAAAGGGAAGCAAUUUUCAUGCAGUGAAUGUGGAAAGUGCUUUAACCAAAAGCCUAAACUUAAUAGGCAUCAGACAAUUCACAGAGGAGAAAAACCGUUUAAAUGUGAAGAAUGUGGAAGAUGUUUUAAUUUAAAGCAUCAUCUUAUUGCACAUCGCAAGAUUCACACAGGAGAAAAACCAUUUCGUUGCACUGAAUGUGGGAAAUGUUUUAGCCGAGCAGCACAGCUUGUGUCCCAUAAACGAAUCCAUACAGGUGAAAAACCGUUUGUAUGCACUGAAUGUGGAGAAUGUUUCAUCAGGCCUGCACAACUUGUUUCACAUAAGUGGAUUCACACAGGAGAAAAACCAUUUAAAUGUGACGAAUGUGGUAAAUGUUUUAACUUCAAGCAUAAUCUUAUGGCACAUCAGAAGAUUCACACAGGAGAAAAACCAUUUAAAUGUAAUGAAUGUGGAAAAUGUUUUUCCCGAGCAACACAUCUUGCAUCACAUAAAAGGAUUCACACAGGAGAGAAACCAUUUAAAUGCAAUGAAUGUGGCAUAUGUUUUACCUGGGCUGCACAGCUUGCGUCACAUAAAAUAAUUCAUGCUGAAUUUAAAAACAUUCCAUUCUGAGUGUGACAAACGUAACAAAAGUUGGUUAUUGAUCACACAGAAUCAGCUGACAGCUGUAUUGGUUACCAACUUAUGGGACAGAAGAAACCAGUGUAUAGAUCCCUAUGCAAGGGUUGCAAAAGAUAAUUUCUUGCCUACCUCAAACCUGUGAUGACUUUUGUUCUAUUAUCUUAAUACUUUAUCAAAAUAUAUUUUCUACCCAAGCUGUCUAUCUUUGUGGCAAAGCACAGUUUUAUACUGGAUCAUUGAAAGUAAAAGAAAAAUGAUAUAUAUGUAUGUGUAUAUCUAGCUAUCUAUAUGUACACACACACCAAGAAAGCUUUACUCACAUGACCUCAGAAAUAAUAUUUGCUGCUUUUUAGUGCGGUAAUAUAUACCAAAGUUUUGUGUCGACGUAUCAGUUUGAAACGUUGCCACGACAUUUUGGUGUAUAUUACUGCACAAUAAAGCAGCAAAUAUUUACUAAGUCCUGUGAAUGCACCUUUCUUGGUUCGUAUUGCAUG